AUGGCUUCCAAGACUUUUAACGUUGGUGUGGUCGGAUAUGGCUUCAGCGCCAAAACAUUCCACAUUCCUUUUGUUUCCGAUGUCCCCCAUUUGAAAUUGUACGCUGUUGUUCAGCGUACACCAAAGCCCGACGACGAUGCCGAGAAGGAUCACCCCGGCAUCAAGUCCUAUCGGACUACCGAAGACAUGGUCAAGGAUGACGGAGUCGAUGUCGUCAUUAUCACUACCGCACCAGAGUCGCAUUAUCAGUUGACAAAAUUGGCCUUGGAGCAUGGAAAGCAUGUUGUCUGCGAGAAGCCCUUCACCCCCACCACUCAGGAAGCCGAGGAGCUUGUUGCCCUUGCUGAGAAACAGAACAAGUUGUUGGCUGUGUAUCAAAACCGUCGCUUUGAUGCCGACUUCGUGACCGCCUCCAAGCUCAUAAAGAGUGGUGUGCUUGGCCGUGUCGCCGAAUUCGAGACUCACUUCGAUCGUCAUCGUCCCGAAGAGCCCGCUCCCGAGGUUUCAAAGUGGAAGAACAAGGUCGUUCCCGGCGGUAGUGCGAUUUACGAUCUCGGAAGUCAUCUGUUAGAUCAGGCCGUGCAACUGUUCGGACUGCCAAACCGUGUCACUGGAUUCAUUGGCUCUCAGCGGGCGGUAAACACGUCCGGCUAUGAGGAUACUUUCACCGUCCUGUUCCACUAUAAUAACGAGGAGCAGCUCAGGUUCUGGGUCCGCGGAGAGAAGGGCAGCUUUAAGAAGUUCCAUCUUGAUAUCCAGGAGGAGCAACUCAAGAGCGGAAUCAAGCCCGGUGACAGCGUAUACGGCAGGGAACCCAGUGAAAGAUAUGGUACCCUGACCACUAUCCAGAACGGCAAGCCCGUCAGAGAAGUUGCGCCGACCGUGGAGCCCCCCACCUACUCUGAAUACUACAGAAAAUUUGCCCGCGCUCUUGCCGGAGAGGGAGACCUUCCCGCCAGCGGAGCGGAGGCCCGUGAUGUUAUCCGGUUGAUUGAGCUGGCGCAGGAGAGUUCACGACUGGGCAAGACCCUUGAUGUCUAA
This is a messenger RNA of Aspergillus nomiae NRRL 13137, 1041 nucleotides long. Its product is annotated as putative NAD binding Rossmann fold oxidoreductase. NCBI's taxonomy places the organism in Eukaryota, Fungi, Ascomycota, Eurotiomycetes, Eurotiales, Aspergillaceae. The coding region runs from base 1 to 1041 and encodes 346 amino acids. The record is from RefSeq and is a predicted model, not a curated record. The transcript has 6 exons. Gene Ontology annotation, molecular function: nucleotide binding.